AUGAUGCCAAGAAAGAGAUGUCUUGGCUCAUUGACUUUCUUCAGUCUACUCGUAUCUACCAUCGCAGCAGCGCAAGAUCCUUGUGCCCAUAUUGCGGGUAACAAGACAGCCAAUUUUCAAGAUGCAAAAGCUUGUUUGGAUUAUUUCAAGUUUGAUAAAACGAUUGCUGAACAAACAGUUGAUACAGUUCGAAAAAUCACAAAUGAACUCUAUGUGUUUAACGAAGUAGCUGCUUCUCCUCCUCAAGUAGAAGGUUUGUCAAUCCCUGCUGUCAAUAUUUCUUAUGGUCUUGAUUUGAUUCUUCAAGAAAAUUGGAAAUCAGACAGAGAAUUCCAAGAAUCGAUUGCUUUAUUAUUAGACAAAGUACAAGAUGCCCAUUUGUCUUAUUCACCUUUUUGUUACCGUCAAUUCAUUUUUUGGCAACCUAUUCAACUAAACGCUUUACUUCGCAACAAAAGAUUGAUUGCCAAUGUAGCCUAUGUCAAAAACGAUGUUUGGCCUGAAGCCAAAGAAUCCUGGGUUGGCUGUCAAGUCACUGAAAUUGAUGGCAUGGAUGCAAUGGAAAUGCUUGCCAAUUACGCUGUCAACAACAAUGGUGAAAGCAAAGACGUCAAUACAUGUUUCAAUAACAUCAUGAAUACCAAAAGUUACUUCCAUGGCUGGGAUGAUGGUGCUGAUGAUUUAGGUUACCAUCGUUUCUUGCCUGCACAAGAAUUCCAUAAUUAUACCAUGCGUUGUGCUAAAGAAGGUACAUUGCCUGUUCAAGAAGACUAUGAUGCACCCUUCACAGUCCAGGUGCCUUGGGUUGCUCAAGUCCCACCUAAUUUCAAGACAGCAGAGGACUACUGGACUCGGUUCUGUCAAUCAGCACAUCAAAGAGACAGCCUUUCAAAACGCAAUAUUCAUUAUGAUCUUCAUGAACUCAAGACUAUGUAUGAAGGCGAUGUCUUUGCCCUUAGUGCUGAGGGUAAAGUAGCCAUGAAUUCAGUAAGCAGCAGUCGUGGUCCUUAUAUUGAAUUCAUUCCAUUGGCCGAUACAAAAGUGGGUGUGAUUGAUAUCCAAAGUUUCUCGAUUGCUUCUUCUGAUAGACAAGCCUUUGCUGAUGAAUUCGUAAAAGGUCUUGAAGACUUUGAGUCCAAAGGAGUGGAAAAGAUCAUUCUCGACUUGUCUUCUAAUGGUGGUGGUGAUGCCUGUGCUGGUGAAUUCAUCAUCAAUACUUUUUUCAAUGCUACGCCUGACUAUAUGUCUGAUAUCAAAUACUCUCCUUUCCUUGAACGGGUGGUUCAAAAGGCCUACAGGGACCAAAACACAAAAUGGCUUGAUUAUCAUACUUCGGGUCUGAAGGGAGAUGCCUGGUUUACCAACACAACGUCCUAUGAAAGAGGCACAUCGCCCUCUGUCAAGUUCUCUCAGCCUGUCACUUUAAGUUGUGAUAGUUGGAUGGAUUCUAUCUCGCGUCCUGCUUUCAAGAACACACGGUGGAACAGUUCAGAUCUCUUGAUCCUCUCUGAUGGUCGGUGUGGGUCUACGUGUGCCAUUGUGGCUUCUCGUCUUCGUCUGUCUCACAAAGUGCCCGCCAUGGGGUUAGGUGGUAUUCGUGGUAAUCGUAUGCAAUUUGCUUCUUUCCCCGGUGGUGAAAGUGAUCGUCUCUCGAGUUUCUUGAUGGAUCUUGAAAUCUUGAAUAUGCAAGAGGAUCCUGAUGCACCUCAACCUUUCCCUGAACGUGCAGAUAUGGGUUGGACAUUCAGAGAAGUCUAUAAGCCUACAGACAGUUUUACAGGCAGAGAAACCGAUCUACUUGAAUACAGUGCUACAAAUGCAGACUGUAGAAUUUAUUUUGAUGAUCAUAAUGCAGACGAUAUCAAGAAACUCUGGCAAGAUGUUGCUAAAGUCGUUUUGUCUGGUCAAUGUCCUCUUGUGGAUGAUAUAUAA
Messenger RNA from Gilbertella persicaria, 1932 nucleotides. RefSeq lists its product as uncharacterized. The coding region runs from base 1 to 1932 and encodes 643 amino acids. The record is from RefSeq and is a predicted model, not a curated record. The transcript is spliced from 3 exons. Gene Ontology annotation, biological process: proteolysis. Lineage: Eukaryota; Fungi; Mucoromycota; Mucoromycetes; Mucorales; Choanephoraceae. Gene Ontology annotation, molecular function: serine-type peptidase activity.